CCAAUAUUCAGGGUUCAACCGGGUGGACGCAUUUGCUUUGCAAGCAAACGGAGUUGCACAGUAUACUUUGUCCGCUUAUAUAGGUGGUACUUUUCGGAGUCCCACACGCCUUUCUCUCCCUCGGCUCUUCUGUUCAUUUUCGUAAAAACCCUAGUGCCCGCACACCGUCUCCAAUGGAUAUUGAGGAGGACAUUCGAGCGUUGCAGCUUGAUUCAUCUGAAGAUAGUGUGAUGGCUAAUGCACUGGAUUGCAAGCCUGAUGAAAUUGAAAAACCUGAUAAUGUCGAAGAAGAAGAUAGUGUGAUAACUAAUGCAGAAGAUGGGGAGCCUGUUGAAGUUAAGAAACCUGAUACAAUGGAAGAAGGUUUAAAGGAAGAGGUGUGUGCAAAUUCUAAGGCAGUGAAUGUGGAACCAAAAAAUGUCAUUGAAGAAGAUGCUGAAGAAGAGGUGGAAGAUAACAGGAAGCGACACUUAAAUGUUGUAUUUAUUGGUCAUGUGGAUGCUGGCAAGUCAACAAUAGGAGGGCAAAUACUAUUUCUUAGUGGUCAGGUUGACGAUCGGACAAUUCAAAAGUAUGAGAAAGAAGCAAAGGAUAAAAGUAGAGAGAGCUGGUAA
Molecule: messenger RNA, 614 nt
Organism: Ilex paraguariensis (yerba mate)
Lineage: Eukaryota; Viridiplantae; Streptophyta; Magnoliopsida; Aquifoliales; Aquifoliaceae
Source: the annotation of a GenBank genome assembly